AUUUCAGCCCAACCUACAUCUGCUACACAGAGAUGGAGACUACAGCAAUGCGGGAAUAACUGAGACUGCCUUCCGGGUCAUUCUUUACAGGAGAAAAACUCAGGUGACUGACUUUUAUUCAUCCUGUUAAUAAUGCACAGCAGCAGCUCAGUGCUGCAGCUGUCACGGGGUUAAUACCUGUCAGCCUUGUGGAGGGAGGUUGGCUAGAACACCUACAAACUCUUCGGAGCUGCUUCUGCGGCUCCUACACCGGAUCUCACGUCCGACCUGGAGACAUUUUUGCUGCAUUCACGAUGAUCUAAGCGUGACUUCUGGGCGCUGAGUGGAGGCAUCCCUCCUCUCUCUCUCUUUCUGCUCCCGCCCCCCUCUCUGCCUUUCUCUCUCUCCUCUCUUUCCGUGGGUUCAGCACCGGCUGCCCAGUCACUUAGCCCCUUUUGUUGGAGCGCUGGGGAAGCUGAGAGCGAUGGGACGAUUCGGUUUCAGCACCACGGAGAGCGCCGGACUUCUGCUGUUUGGUGUGCUGGCGCUGUCCGUGGUGCUGGGGGAGCAGGAAGGGGAGAACCUGUCCGGUCUCUCCAAUAACCCGGACAAAGCCAUCUUCGCGGUGCGGGAGAACGGCACGACGUGCCUGAUGGUGGAGUUCGCCGUGAGAUUCCUCGUGCCAUAUGACGUGCUUGCGCUCAAUGGAAUAGACUUGAUCACCGAGCAGUCGUCGUUCAAUCUGCCCCGUGGUGCAGAAAUCGAGGGAGAGUGUGCGAGCACGGAAUCGGAGAUCCACAUAUCUUGGAAGAACAAAGCCUACACCCUCCGCAUCUACUUCUCAAAGGAGUUCCGGAAGAAAGGCAUCGAGGUGUGGAAGAUUAGCAAGGUCCAGUUCGUCUACGACACCGCGGAGACAACGCAUUUCAUCAACGCAUACAACCCUGGGAAACACACAGCCAGCACCCACCGCCUGUCUGCCCUGGUGACUCCCGCCGGCCUCUCCUACUUGUGCGCAGCACAGCAGACCCUCACCCUUAUAUCUACCGACCACCAGAAAGGCAUCACCAUGUCCAUGUAUGACAUCCAGAUCCAACCCUUCGACAUCGCCUCUGACUUCAUGUUCAGUGAACCCUACAAGUGUAUCACAGACCAGCGGGAGCGCCUGGAGGAGACCCUCCCCCUUAUCCUGGGCGUCAUCCUGGGCCUCGUAAUCGUCAUCAUGCUCACCGUCUACCACUUCCACCUGAAGCUGACGGCCACUCAGCCACAGCUCCCCCGAGACCGCUCCAUGUACAAGAACAUGUAGCCCCCAGUUCUUCAGCUCCCUCCAAAGCUAACCUGAUUCUAAAAGAGACUUCUUUCUCCUCGAUGUCCCAAGCCUGAAACACCAGAGGAACGUGCCGUAUGAUGGACUGAAUCCCUGACAGAGAAGUGGGUAGCCUUUACUGUAGGCCACAUGGAAACACUGGAAGGGAAUGGGACCUAGCAUGGAAGUAUAGAUGGAGGGUAGAUCCACAAAAACUUGAUUUUCCUGACUGCUGAAUAUCAAAAUAAUUUCAUGUCAUCAUUAUCUUUAUAACAGAAAUGGAGCGUUUUAUGAAAAUAAACAUACAUUUAUUACAAAACAACAGAUUUUUGUUCGGAUUGGUGAUGGUUUAUCAUUUAAAAGUCACCAACAUGAGUCUACUGUUGGUCAGUUUUUCCCAGACAACAGAUAUCUAGUGUAUUUUCAUUUGAGCUAAUUCGUCCAUCACCUCUUCAAAAGAGAAGCCAGAAACUGUCAGAGCUUGUGCUGUCAUCUGUUAGUCGUCUCCUCCUCUUUCUCUCUGAAUCUGCUGCUGAAUAACUCAAACAUCUAUUGUUGAUUCUGUAUUUGCGGAUCUUGAAAUCUUUUUUUGUUCAAGAAACUCUUUAUUUCAUUUUGAAUGCAGCCAUAGUGUUUCACAGUGGACCAGUCUUGUAGUGUGUGCAGUGGCAUUUAGAUUUGCUAUGUUUUUGCUUUAAUGUCAACAAAAAUCUUUCCUCCAUGCCAUUCAAUGGAACAUAUCCAAAAGAGAAACUAAAAGAAUUUAUCAGAAUGUCAUAUGAGAGUGUUUAUGAACAUGCAGAGAGGUUAUUAAAUUAAAAAGAUAUAUAUAUAUAUAUAUGUGUGUUUAUUAUUUUCACAAUCAAAGUCUAUGCAUAAACCUCUGCUGAUGCAAUUUUGUGCAGUAUUCUUCUGUUCAUUGAAAUAAAUUGCUGGAAUCAUCUCU
Notolabrus celidotus (New Zealand spotty) is the source of this 2234-nucleotide messenger RNA. RefSeq names its product lysosomal associated membrane protein family member 5 (gene lamp5). The record is from RefSeq and is a predicted model, not a curated record. The coding region runs from base 464 to 1288 and encodes 274 amino acids. Gene Ontology annotation, cellular component: membrane. Lineage: Eukaryota; Metazoa; Chordata; Actinopteri; Labriformes; Labridae. The transcript has 6 exons.